This is a messenger RNA of Telopea speciosissima, 1242 nucleotides long. RefSeq lists its product as uncharacterized. Lineage: Eukaryota; Viridiplantae; Streptophyta; Magnoliopsida; Proteales; Proteaceae. The coding region runs from base 1 to 1242 and encodes 413 amino acids. The record is from RefSeq and is a predicted model, not a curated record. The transcript is spliced from 2 exons.
AUGAGUCAAGGCGGUUCAGAGGAGAUCGAGCUGUCGGGGAUGUCCGGCCAGUUGUUUGAGCGAGAUGGAGGCAAAAAAGCUUACAACAAGGUGGGUGAGAACUUUGAAAAAUUAUGGGCUGAGAAAUCUAGAUUGAAGAGGAGGUCUUUUGGGGAUAGAUGUAGUAAAUUCUUCCAUUUAUCUACUAAAAUGAGAAGGGUGAAAAAUACCAUUCGCUCUUUGAAGACAGCAAAUGGGGAAGUACUUGUUGACCAAGAGCUGAUUAAAAAAUACGUGGAGGAUUAUUAUGAAAAUGUCCACAAGGUUGUGGAAGUUUCUGAGCAUGAGGAAAUUCUAAACUGCAUUCCUCGAGUUCUGGAGGAGGUGGACAUCUUCAGAUUGGAGUCAGUUCCCUGCGACUCGGAAAUCAGAGCAGUGGUGUGGGCUCUGGACCCGGACAGUGCACCAGGGCCUGACGGUUUCCCUGGUGCUUUUUUUAGAGCUUGCUGGGAGGUGAUAGGUGCAGAUGUGUGCAGUGCAGCCAGAUCUUUUUUCUCCUCAGGCCGUAUCCCUGCGGGCAUAAAUAAUUGUUUUAUUGCCCUUAUUCCUAAAGUGGAGGGUGCAGCUUCCCUUGAGAAAUUCAGGCCUCUGUGCAUGGGGAAUUUUUUCUGUAAGUUCUUAUCUAAGGUGAUGGCUCAUAGACUUGAACUGGUCCUCCCUAGAUUAAUCUCGGACGAGCAGGGCGCUUUUCAAAAAGGGAAAGUCAUCCAAGACAAUAUUUUGAUUGCUUCGGAGCUUGCAAACUUGCUUGCGGCUGCCACAAGAGGAGGUGGUUUGGGGUUGAAAAUCGACAUCCAGAAGGCGUAUGAUACUCUCUCGUGGUAUUUUAUGUUUUCAGUGCUGCUCAGAUUUGGGUUCUCGGGUCGAUGGAUCCAAUGGCUCAGAAGCUUACUCAGCUCUACGAGAAUUUUGGUGUUAGUGAAUGGAGGCCCUGUUGGAUUCUUUGGUGUCGAAUGGGGUUUGCGUCAGGGGGAUCCAAUUUUGCCUCUGCUAUUUAUUGUUGCGGAGGAGUAUGUCAGGAAUCUUAAAGCUUUCCUUAACCAGUACCAGGAGUUUUCAGGGCAAAGGAUAAACUUGGAUAAGAGCAAGCUUUUUCUGGGAUCCAUUCCCACGAGAAGACGUCAAGCUAUUGUGGAAGAGCUGCAAAUCCCGGUUUGCAAAUUCCCAACCGAAUACCUUGGAGUUGAGAUUUCUAAAGGUUGA